AUGGCCGCUCAGAAAGUCGCUGGUGUCCUAGGUGCUACAGGCUCCGUUGGUCAACGUUUUAUUCUGCUACUUGCUGAUCAUCCAGAUUUCGAAUUAAGAGUAUUGGGUGCCUCUCCAAGAUCCGCAGGUAAGAAGUAUGUCGAUGCUGCUAACUGGAAACAAACUGAUUUGAUGCCAAAGUCUGCUGAAAAUAUUAUCGUCUCUGAUUGUUCUUCUGCUAAUUUCAAAGAUUGUGAUAUUGUCUUUUCUGGACUAGAUGCUGAAUACGCUGGUCCAAUCGAAAAGGAAUUCGUCGAAGCCGGCAUUGCAGUUAUCUCUAACGCUAAAAACUAUAGAAGAGAAGAGGAUGUCCCAUUAGUGGUUCCAAUCGUUAACCCAGAACAUUUGGAUAUUAUUCAACAAAAACUGGACACCGCUAAGCAAGCUGGUAAACAAAGACCAGGAUUCAUUGUUUGUAUCUCUAAUUGUUCCACCGCAGGCCUUGUUGCUCCUUUGAAACCUUUGGUCGACACCUUCGGUCCUAUUGAUACUUUGACUACCACUACUUUACAAGCCAUCUCCGGUGCAGGUUUCUCUCCAGGUGUUCCAGGGAUCGAUGUCCUAGAUAAUAUCAUCCCAUACAUUGGUGGUGAGGAAGAUAAGAUGGAAUGGGAAACUAAGAAGAUUCUUGGUUCUUUAUCUGCCGAUAAAUCUCAUGUCGAAUUGUUAAGCCCAGAAGAAUUGAAGGUCUCUGCUCAAUGUAAUAGAGUUGCUGUCUCCGAUGGUCACACCGAAUGUAUCGCUUUGAAAUUCAAAAACAGACCAGCUCCUUCUGUCGAACAAGUAAAACAAUGUCUAAGAGAUUACGUCUGUGAUGCUUACAAGAUGAAAUGUCAUUCUGCUCCAGAACAAACUAUUCACGUUCUAGAACAAUCAGACAGACCACAACCAAGAUUGGACCGUAACAGAGAUAGAGGUUACGGUGUCUCCGUUGGUAGAGUCAGAGAAGAUCCUGUAUUGGAUUUCAAGAUGGUUGUGCUGUCUCACAACACUAUUAUCGGUGCUGCUGGUUCCGGUGUAUUGAUCGCUGAAAUCCUAUUAGCAAAGGGCAUGAUCUAA
Molecule: messenger RNA, 1098 nt
Organism: Maudiozyma barnettii
Lineage: Eukaryota; Fungi; Ascomycota; Saccharomycetes; Saccharomycetales; Saccharomycetaceae
Gene: HOM2
Product: aspartate-semialdehyde dehydrogenase
Exons: 1
Coding region: 1-1098 (365 amino acids)
Biological process (GO): L-threonine biosynthetic process
Molecular function (GO): NAD binding; NADP binding; protein dimerization activity
Source: RefSeq, a predicted model, not a curated record